CCUGCAUUGUCACUAAAAUGUUGUAUCUUCAACUAAUGCAGUUGGUACAAGAGGAACAGACACCAUGGGGGUGCUUGCAGUUUGUCACAGGGUGGUCAGGGAAGGCCUCUCUGAAGAGACGACACUUGACCAAAAACCUGAAGGAGGGUAUUUUAGAGCGUCUGGAUGGUGGAGAGGUCGUGGUUGGAGACGGCAGUUUUCUCAUAACUCUGGAGAAGCGGGGCUAUGUGAAGGCCGGGCUCUGGACUCCAGAGGCCGUGGUGGAGCAUCCGAAUGCAGUUCGUCAGCUUCACAUGGAAUUCUUGAGAGCGGGAUCCAAUGUCAUGCAGACUUUCACCUUUUCUGCCAGUGAAGAAAACAUGGAGAGCAAGUGGGAAGAUGUAAAUGCUGCUGCCUGUGAUCUCGCCAGAGAAGUGGCUGACAAAGGCGAUGCCUUGGUGGCAGGGGGGAUCUGCCAGACAUCAAUAUAUAAACAGCGCAAGGAUGAAGCAAGAGUUAAAAAACUUUUUCAAUUACAGCUCAAGGUUUUUGCCAAGAAAAAUGUGGACUUCUUGAUUGCAGAGUAUUUUGAGCAUGCUGAAGAAGCUGUGUGGGCUGUGGAAGUCUUAAAAGAAUCCGGUAAACCUGUGGCAGCUACUAUGUGCAUAGGCCCAGAGGGAGACAAGCACGAUGUCACGCCUGGAGAAUGCGCUGUUAAGCUGGUGAAAGCAGGGGCUUCGAUUGUUGGCGUGAACUGCCGGUUUGGGCCUGAGAGCAGCCUGGAGACCGUGAAGCUCAUGAAGGAAGGCCUUCAGGUCGCAGGGUUGAGAGCGCACCUGAUGGUGCAGCCCCUGGGGUUCCACACCCCCGACUGUGGCAAAGGGGGGUUUGUGGACCUCCCAGAAUAUCCCUUUGGACUGGAGCCCAGAGUUGCAACCAGGUGGGAUAUUCAGAAAUAUGCCAGAGAGGCCUACAACCUGGGGGUCAGGUACAUAGGCGGGUGCUGCGGAUUCGAGCCCUACCACGUCAGGGCAAUUGCGGAGGAGCUGGCCCCAGAAAGGGGCUUUUUGCCGCCGGCCUCAGAAAAGCAUGGCAGCUGGGGAAGUGGUCUCAAUAUGCACACCAAACCAUGGAUUAGAGCCAGGGCUAGAAGAGAGUAUUGGGAGAAUCUGCUGCCAGCUUCCGGCAGACCUUUCUGUCCUUCGCUGUCAAAGCCAGACAUCUAAGGAAAAAGGGAACAGAAAGAAAUGCCCCCAAGGCACUUCUGGACCCCUUCCUCGCCUGAGCCCACCCUGAGGUUUCCAGCCACUCAUGUGGGGCAGCGCCUUCGGUUAAAUACAACAUAGGAGCGUAGCACUCUUGCAGUGGUGGAGCACCCAGCUGGAUGCUGCAGGGGAUGCAACGACGAUGAGAAAGGCUUCUUGUUCUCAAGUAUUGCUGUCCAGUAAUACUGUAGUACAUUGUUUUCAUAGUUAGCAACAAUGGCAAACUUGUCUUGGGAUAAAUUAAAGAUUAAAAAAUAACCAGAAGUUACUGAGCACCAAGCUAGUGAGGAAUUCAGGUAACUGAGCCAGGUGCUUGAGGAAGACGGGGUGGCAUUCUGAACUGAUGCACUGAGCCUGCUUUCCUUAAAUGAUUUGUAUAAUGAUUCCAAAGGCAUUUCCCAAAGAAAGAAGCAAAAACCAUUUUUGAGCAAUGGAAAGAUUUUGAAAUAAGUGUAUAACCUUCCAAAGUGAUUACUUUCAAAGAUGAUUUUACUUAAAGGUGUUAGGCACUAGAACUUUUAUAAUCACAAGUAACUAGAUUUAGGGAAAAAGACAAUGACAAUGAGAUAACAUCUUAUAUUUUUCCUUAUAGUAUUUACCAUUGUGCUAGGCAUAAUAAUAGAUGCUCAAUGAAAUGCUUAUGGUUUAAAAUAAGUAAAAACAAAUAGUUUUAGAAGACCUUUUUAAAAGUCAAUGUUCAAAUCUAUCUUGGUCUAAUAUUUUCUUGAUUCAUCUUUAUGUUAUUUUCUAUGUACUGAUUUCUCUCUAUGUUUCAAAAUAAUGUACCAAUUUGUGUCAGUUAAUAAAAGUAAAAAUAAUUUACCUUU
This is a messenger RNA of Phyllostomus hastatus (greater spear-nosed bat), 2071 nucleotides long. RefSeq names its product betaine--homocysteine S-methyltransferase 2 (gene BHMT2). The record is from RefSeq and is a predicted model, not a curated record. The transcript has 8 exons. The coding region runs from base 18 to 1205 and encodes 395 amino acids. Lineage: Eukaryota; Metazoa; Chordata; Mammalia; Chiroptera; Phyllostomidae. Gene Ontology annotation, molecular function: betaine-homocysteine S-methyltransferase activity; zinc ion binding.